AUGAAUAACGAACUACCUCGUACGGCAUAUCUAUACUCAAUCCUGGCGGCAUUCGCCAGACCAGCUUCAGCUACCAUCCUAUAUCAAGAUCUCCACCUCGUACCCUCCUACGCGAAAGCACACGGAAUCCUGAUGAGCGUAGCUUUCAUCCUCAUCUUCCCUCUCGGCGCUACUGUACUCCGCCUCUCCAAACCCAACUACGCAGUUUGGAUCCAUGCUGGUAUCCAACUCACAGGAUGGGCCCUUAUGCUCGGCGGACUGGCAACCGGCCUUCGUGUGGGGAAGAUACUAGACAGACUACACAACAACACCCACACGGUCUUCGGAACAGUCAUCGUGGUCCUCAUGCUCAUCCAGCCGUUCCUGGGUGCCAUUCACCACUGGGUGUAUAUCCGGAAGAAGACGCGCACGGCUCUAGCCCCCGUGCAUGUUUGGUUGGGUCGGAUUCUGAUCGUCCUUGGUAUGGUGAAUGGCGGGCUAGGGCUUCGGCUUGCGGAUAAUACUCAUGGGGGAAGAUCGCGUAUGGGGUUGUUGCUGGGUGGAAUUAGUCCCGGGCUAUGGAUUAUUACAGCAGCGAUGAUUGUAGUUGUUGUCGAGCAAUUGUGA
Messenger RNA from Aspergillus novofumigatus IBT 16806, 606 nucleotides. Its product is annotated as cytochrome b561 domain-containing protein. The transcript is spliced from 4 exons. The coding region runs from base 1 to 606 and encodes 201 amino acids. NCBI's taxonomy places the organism in Eukaryota, Fungi, Ascomycota, Eurotiomycetes, Eurotiales, Aspergillaceae. The record is from RefSeq and is a predicted model, not a curated record.